CGGAUCUGAGACCAUGGCCCCGACCAAGCCGAACCUGGAGGACCCGGAGGUCAAGAAGCAGGCGCUGGCCUCGCUGGCCAAGACCAUCCCGGUCGUGCCCUUUAAGGGCGUCGAGUUCUUCGACGUGGGCGGCCUGCUGGCCAACCCGGAGAAGCUGCAGCUGACCUUCGACCUGUUCGUGCAGGCCGUGACGCCCUUCAUGGACCAGGUGGACGCCAUCGGCUGCUUCGACGCGCGCGGCUUCCUGUUCGCGCCCUACCUGGGCGCGCUCUUCCAGAAGCGCGUCUUCAUGCUGCGCAAGCCCGACAAGAUGCCGAGCGUGAGCGACACGAUCGAGUAUUUCAAGGAGUACAAGGGCGACAACAGCGAGGGCGGCGACCACCUGAGCAUCCAGGCGUACGCCGUCAACAAGGGCGACCGCGUGCUGCUCGUGGACGACCUACUGGCCACGGGCGGCACGUGCGAGGCCGGCAUCCGCCUCGUGCAGCAGGCGGGCGCCUCGGUCACGGCCUGCAUCUUCGUGGUCGAGAUCGCCGUGCUGGACGGCCGCGGCCGCGCCAUCAAGGCCAGCACGGACGAGAAGACCCAGGUCAUCUCGCUGCUCACGGAGAAGGACUUCUAAGCAGGCUGGCCUGCAUUUAGUUGUUGUGCUUUCUGCGUCGGUCU
This is a messenger RNA of Phytophthora sojae, 666 nucleotides long. RefSeq lists its product as hypothetical. Gene Ontology annotation, cellular component: cytoplasm. Bases 14 to 622 code for a protein of 202 amino acids. Gene Ontology annotation, molecular function: adenine binding; adenine phosphoribosyltransferase activity; AMP binding. NCBI's taxonomy places the organism in Eukaryota, Oomycota, Peronosporomycetes, Peronosporales, Peronosporaceae. The transcript has a single exon. The record is from RefSeq and is a predicted model, not a curated record. Gene Ontology annotation, biological process: adenine salvage; AMP salvage.